UGCCCUACGAGUACAAGAUCGUGAUCGCAGGCAACCACGAGCUGACCUUCGACCAGGAGUUCAUGGCCGACCUCAUCAAGCAGGACUUCUACUACUUCCCGUCCGUGUCGAAGCUGAAGCCGGAGAACUACGAGAACGUGCAGUCGCUGCUGACCAACUGCAUCUACCUGCAGGACUCGGAGGUCACCGUGCGGGGCUUCCGCAUCUACGGCUCCCCGUGGCAGCCCUGGUUUUACGGCUGGGGUUUUAACCUCCCGCGAGGCCAAGCGCUGCUCGAGAAGUGGAACCUCAUUCCCGAAGGCGUAGACGUCCUGGUAACCCACGGACCGCCACUGGGCUUCCUGGACUGGGUCCCCAAGAAGAUGCAGCGGGUGGGCUGCGUGGAGCUGCUCAACACGGUGCAAAGGCGCGUCCAGCCGCGGCUGCACGUCUUCGGCCACAUCCAUGAAGGGUACGGGGUCAUGGCGGAUGGGACAACCACCUACGUGAACGCAUCUGUGUGCACCGUGAACUACCAGCCCGUGAACCCACCCAUAGUCAUUGACCUGCCCACACCCCGGAACUCCUGACUGCCCCCACGGCCCCAGCGCUUCCCACCCGCAUCAGCUACGUACACCUAGCUGAGAGCACGGACCUCCAACCCCCCUUCCUUUCAUGCAGACAGCCCGUCCGGCUGCGGGGACCAGCCCAGCAGGCGGGCUGAGGCCUUGGAAUGAAGAAAAUCACCCCUGACUCUUCAGCCUUCUGUCAUUUGGAGUCAGGACCCUGCAGGUCCGUCAGGGGUUCUGUGCUCAUCACUGAUUUCUGCGUGUCCCUUCCGUGUGUUCCUUGUUAAAGGACCUGCUACGCUCGUGGCCCUGUCCUGCUUGGGAAGUGACUGAAUCUUUAUCCUUCUCCGUUGGACACCCUCGUGGGUUUGGGAAGCCGCUGCUCUUGGACAGAUCCUGGGAGUUCUGGCACAAAGUCUCCUUCUCACCGAGGGUCUGUGUGGCUGCAAGCCUCAGGGCUCGGGGGUGGGAGGGUGUGUCGUAGCCUGAGUGCAGGCGGCCCUUCCGCUCCUUCCAGGCAUCCGAGGGAACGAUCAGGGACGUCUCAGGAAUCGGGCUGCACCUGGCCGGGCCGACCAGCCCUUUGCUUCACUGAUACCCCGUUUUCUUCCUGUGGGCAUUUUUGCUGAUGUAAACUGUGGCCUGAGCAUCCCGGGCACCCGCUCGGAGCCUGGACUUGGGGGGUUGUUUCUACGGAACGAGCCUGAUGAGGGCCCAGGGCCAGCUGGAGGGUUCCCAAGUCCUGGAUGCCCCUGGUCCCCUGGGGGCUGUGCUGCUCUGCAGAACUCAGAAGGCUGAGGGCUCUGCGGGCCGAGGCUGCCCUGUACGCGCCCAUAUGGGUGUGGACACACACACACACACACACGUGUGCUCACACCCCCCUCUUAAUUUAAUAAAGUGGACCCCGUGGUUCUCAUCGCCCUCGACUGGGUCCUGUACCCCGGUGGGAUAUCCCUCGCCCCUCGGAUUUUGGCUGCCGUGCCCACAGCCGAGGGAGGCUGAAUGGUUCACAGUCGUGCUGCCAUGUCCCUGGGUGCCAACCGGCGGCCCCCACGGGAAGCUGGCACAGAGACAGAGAUGGGCUUCGGUUCCGGCAGCUCCACCCAGGGCGGGCUUCUUUUUCUUCUUUAAAUUAGGACUGGGGGGUUGGGCUGAGUCUCUGAUGGACAGAGAACCAGCAGGGUCUCGUUGGGGUGAGGCCAGUGAGGCAGGAUUGGCACGUGCAGGGUCAGAUUCUGCCUUUAUUUAAAAUUUGGAUAUUUUGUUCAUCAUAGAUUUUUUUUCCUGCAUUAAUUUUGAUUUUUAAAAACAUUGCAUUAAAAUAGUAUCAUUUAUCUCCAUCUAUGAGCUUUUUGGCGCCCCUUAAGUUGUACACCUGAGAGGAGGGCCCUGCUCACCUCCCCCUUGUCCCAGGCCUGGGACCAGCAUUUAAUGAGCCCUUUGCAGAUAUGAUCUCAUUUCCAGCAGUCUUGCAAGGUGGGUACUGCUGUCCCCCUUUUGGAGACGAGGAGAUUGAGAUCAGAGAGGUGAGGUAACCUGCCUGAGGGUGCACAGCUCAAAAGAGGCAGAGGCAGGAUUUGUACCUUGCUCUCUGGCUUCACAGCCCCUGCUCUCCCACCACUCAAAGCUCCUGCCCUACAAGGCAAUGCACGGUCCAAGGCUCUUUUUUUAUUAAGGGUCCUAUUCAGCACCUGUCUGGUUCAUUUCUCAUGGAGAGCCCCUGGAGUCUUGGAGGACCCUGUUCUCUGUGCCCAGGAUCCCAGGAGACCAUGAUUCCUUCCCUACUCAAGUGGGGCUCCCCAUGGGGCGAGGGGCACCAUCCGGGGAGCCCAGUAGCAGCAUCACGUUGGCCGAGGCCAGCUUUGCUCCGCAGGGUGCAGGGUUUCAGGAAUCCUUUUUGGCCCAAGUGGUUCCUGGUAGCCGGGGAUGUUUACAGGGUCUCUGGGGACACCUCUGACGCACGGCAUGUGUGUGAAUGCGUGGGGGGAGAGGACUCCAGGCCCUUUCAGUAACCUCUACUGAAUUUCUAUGCGGACCAAGAACUAUAAACUUAAAAAAAAAAUGGUUUUUUUCCUAAGGUACCUUCAGAAUAUGGUGUAUUUUUAUGUGGAAAAUAAAAGUUAUGAAGGCAGCUGUUACUUUAAAAGAAAAUUCAUUAAAAGUCCUUGAGGUAUGAAAGAUGAUGGCAUGCUCCUCAAUCAUUUCGGCAUAACUUGAUUGUGGCUGUAAUUUUUUUGUCAAGCAUGUCAGACAAUAAAG
Aethalodelphis obliquidens (Pacific white-sided dolphin) is the source of this 2807-nucleotide messenger RNA. Its product is annotated as metallophosphoesterase domain-containing protein 1. The transcript has 4 exons. Lineage: Eukaryota; Metazoa; Chordata; Mammalia; Artiodactyla; Delphinidae. The record is from RefSeq and is a predicted model, not a curated record. Bases 63 to 569 code for a protein of 168 amino acids.